Molecule: messenger RNA, 2497 nt
Organism: Drosophila bipectinata
Lineage: Eukaryota; Metazoa; Arthropoda; Insecta; Diptera; Drosophilidae
Product: 2-phosphoxylose phosphatase 1
Biological process (GO): glycosaminoglycan biosynthetic process; dephosphorylation; chondroitin sulfate proteoglycan biosynthetic process
Cellular component (GO): Golgi apparatus
Molecular function (GO): phosphatase activity
Source: RefSeq, a predicted model, not a curated record
GCUGAGCCACUUCUUGGUUCUACACAAAAAAAAUCAAACCAGGUUUUCCGUAGCCAGCUCUGUCCAGAAAAUACUUGUUUACUUCGCUCUGGUCAGGAUUAGGCUACCAAAAAAGACCCUCCAAGAGAGCCGCCCAUCCAGUUAAUGAUUAAAGGGAGGAGCUGGGAUUCGGGGCAGCAGCAGGUAAAAGGUAGUUUGGGAGCCAGAUUUGCUGGCCAGGAUGCGGCUGCUCAAGGAACUGAUGCGCUUGGCCACCCAACAUCGAGCUUUGUAUUGUUAUGUGUUGCUCAGCAUCUGGAUAUUCCUGCUCAUUGCGGGCAUGUAUCGCUACAUGGGCAACGUUGAUACUAUACCAGGAAGUGGUUCCGUCUUUGGACCCAGCUCAUCUGGCACCGUCAGUUCCUUGGGCGGCGAAUCCCAGGGCUCCUCCUCAACUGUCCAACGAUUUGCGAAGUACAGAGAACGUUGUGCACCGCUGUCGCAGCUACAGCGCUUGGAUGAUGGCGGCAUCUUGGAGGGUUGGAAGCUACAGGGCGUGCUCCUGGUCAUCAGGCACGGGGAUCGCGGACCCAUAUCACAUGUCCGCAGUGCUGGCAUCAAUUGCGGAGUGAGUGGAGGAACGGAUAACCUGGUUAAUAGAUAUCGAAGCUUUUUGUAUAAUUCGAGCAGUUCCGCCUCGGGCUCGAAUCAUAUGUACUGGAACAAAGUGGGUCCUUUCCAUGGAUUCCCAUUGCUUCCGGCCACAGAGAGGGGAUGUCCUUUGGGACAGCUUACAUACAAGGGAAUCUCGCAGCUACUCCAUGUGGGCGACAUAAUGCAUCAAGUUUAUGCCCAUCCGUUGGGUCUGCUUCUCAAACCCAAUCCCAAUCGUGCUUCGGUGGAGACAACACCACACACUCUGCUCAACUCGGAUGAAGUGGUGGUGUUCACCACUCGCUAUCGUCGCACUUUUCAGUCUGCUUUGGCCAUGUUGUUCUCCCUCCUGCCGACGGAUAAGUGGUUGGCAUUGAAUGUCCAGGAAUCCCAUAGUAUGGCCUUCUGUUUCGGAGAAUGCAGUUGCUCCCAGUCGGCGCUGCUUCGAAAGCGAUUGGAAGCCAUUGGAGACAAGCAGUUACUGAAGCGAUCCGAUGUGCUGGGAGUGAUGCAAUGGAUCGGCGGCACCCUUAUGCAGCAUACACCGAAUGGAAUCAGUAAUCCCUUUGAGGUGGUGGAUGCCCUGCUGACUGUUUUGUGCCACGAUGCUGCUUUGCCGUGUCGCAGGAAAAAGCGUUUUGCCACUCCAAAGCCACAAAAAAAGAAUCCCAAUCAGGAGCUGGUGGAUGUAAUCAAUAUAGAUCAGGACGAAACGGCUGCCAACUUGUUGCAGGAGGCUCAGAACCAGCAGGAACCCGAUUCUCCAGAGGUUGAAAACGGAGGAAAUCCCCAGAUGCAAGCGGAGGAGGAACCCCAAGAGGGCUGUGUCGAAGCCGCUCACGUGGACACCCUCAUGUCCUUUGCUGAUGAACUAUCUAUAAGAUCGGCUAGCCACUCGUACUACAAGCUUUCCGGUUUACUUCGGGCCUAUGGAAUGAUACGGCAUAUCGUUAGCUACAUGCUGAAAAUGAUAUCCGGAGAUCGAACCAAAUUCGUUUUAUAUUCCGGACAUGAUUGCACAAUGCAAUACUUGACAGCUGCCUUGGGAAUCAUCACUAGCCAAGGUCAGACUAUAUCAUAUGCCUCUCGGUUGGCCUUCGAGGUGUAUCGAAGUGAAGCCCACACGGAUUACUAUUUUCGUGUAGUGUACAACGGCAAGGAUGUAACCCAGCAGAUUGAUUUCUGCGAGGGCGGAAAGAGUCUUCGAGUUACCAGGGACUCCAGAGGCAACAAAGCCGAUCUGUGUCCGAUAGAGAACAUUAUUCGCUUUCUGCACGAGGAUUACUUCAGUCCACUAAAUGCCACCAAUUUUAAGGAAGCCUGUGGGACAGUGAUUCCCCCAAAAGCUGGAGAAUUCUAGGAUUGUAAAUUGAAAGCCCCAUUGAAACUGUGAUAAGUAGUUAAGAUGCCACCCCCCAACCAGAACGAAAAGAUAGCCACAACCUCCAGGUUAACCCCAACUGGAAACGACCGCAUUUUAGCGAUGUUAUCUCUGUAAAGUUAGUCGAAUUUAGGUUAAAGAAUUCAACUUGUUGAUCCACAAAUCGAAAUCGAUACAUAUCAAUGGAGCACUUAUUAGAUUUUAAGGACUAUUUUAUUUACAUAUUAAGAUAUUAAGAGGAAAGAGUGGAAAGUAAAUCGUAAACAUAUCAACAUAUCAAAUUUAUCACUUUCGAACAUAAACUAAAAAAAUAAAUAUAUCAAUUUAGAAAAAUAUUUUAAAGAAAAACCGAAAGGCUUCUCAACCUUUAUCCUUUUCUUAUUUAAGAGUAUCAUCUUAAUGAUAUCAGAAUGGAAUGAACUCACAAAAUGCAAACAUAUCAAGUUUAAACUAAAAAUGAAUUAUACAAAAAUGUAUACUAAA